This is a messenger RNA of Liolophura sinensis, 3169 nucleotides long. Its product is annotated as protein VAC14 homolog. Gene Ontology annotation, cellular component: PAS complex; endosome membrane. Gene Ontology annotation, biological process: phosphatidylinositol biosynthetic process. Lineage: Eukaryota; Metazoa; Mollusca; Polyplacophora; Chitonida; Chitonidae. The record is from RefSeq and is a predicted model, not a curated record.
AGCAGACGGCAAAGCCGGUGACACGGAUGCUGGUGGUGAUACGGCAGAGUUUUUGUGCCGUUAAAGAUACCCUGGUCUCAAGAUGAGUGACAGAGAUCAGUAUUUACCUCUAACGCCCAACCUGGUCAGAUCUCUCAAUGAUAAACUCUACGAGAAGAGAAAGGUUGCGGCCUUGGAAAUCGAAAAAAUGGUGAAAGAUUAUUUGGCAGUCAAUCAGAGAUCUCAGGUUGAUAAACUCAUAAAGGUGCUCGAUGAUUUUGCUAUUUCGCACAAUCCAAAUACCAGGAAAGGGGGCCUCAUUGGUCUGGCUGCCACUGCCAUAGGACUGGGAAAGGAAUCCUCGCUGUAUGUGCACACACUGGUCAGGCCAGUCAUAUCUUGCUUUCAUGACCAAGACAGCAGGGUGAGGUACUAUGCCUGUGAAGCUCUCUAUAACAUUGUCAAGGUGGCCAGAGGGGCAGUUCUGGUUUUCUUCAAUGACAUCUUUGAUGGACUAGCAAAGUUGGCAACAGACCCUGAUCAAAAUGUGAAGAAUGGAACAGAAUUAUUAGACAGAUUAAUGAAGGAUAUAGUUACAGAGACUUCAUUUGACUUGGUGACAUUCAUCCCCCUGCUCAGAGAGAGAGUUUACAGUAAAAACCCAUUUGCCAGACAGUUUGUUGUUUCUUGGAUUUCUGUGUUAGAUGCUGUUCCUGAUAUCAACAUGCUGAUCCUACUGCCAGAGAUUUUAGAUGGUCUGUUUCAAAUUUUGGGAGACACGAACCAAGAAAUUAGAAAAAUGGCUGAAGCAGUUCUAGCAGAAUUUCUUAAGGAAUUGAACGGUCCAAAGAAUGGAGUAAACUUUGCUGGAAUGGCUAACAUUCUUAUUUUACACAUACAAAGUCCAGACAAUCUCAUCCAGUUCACAGCAAUUUUAUGGUUGAAGAAAUUCCUGGCCCUGUCUGAGAGAGCCAUGCUGCCAUUUGCGUCGGGAAUAAUUAGUGCAAUUCUGCCAUGUUUGGCGUAUGAAGAGGAGAAUAGGAGAAAUGUUCGGGAAUCUGCCAAGUCUGUUAACCUGAGUCUGCAGAAACUGAUCAGCUCGGAAGAUGAUAGGCCCACUCCAGAGCCUCAGCGCAAAAACUCCCCAAUGGAUCAACAGAGCAAGAAAAAAGGGGAACCUCUGGACCAAAGUGCGAAGAAAGGUGGGAAUGAGACAGUGGCUGAACAGCUGACGAAGAAGAAUGAGCAGACAAGUGAACAGGUGACCAAGAGAAAUGGUCCAUCCACGGAUCAGGUGGACAAUCAGACAAACAGUGUAGUGGAGGGCAAGAAAGAAGGCAGCACAAAAUCCACAGAGCAGGCAGAUUCCUCAGACAUAUUCAUUCAGCUGGAGGUUGAGUCCGUGAUCCGUGUACUCAGCAAACUCCUUGAUCACUUCUCCAUGCAGACACGUAUAGCUGCUCUCAGAUGGUUCAGUCAUCUCCUCCUCAAGAUUCCUAAUAAGACAUUCCGCUAUGCUGAUAUGAUAUUCCCUUUGUUGAUGAAGAAACUUUGCGAUACUUCAGAUGAGGUUGUAUUACUGGAUCUGGAAGCACUAGCCGAGAUCUCCUCUAACCCUGCAGGUGAAGCCACGCCUCCAGACCCCGCCACUUUAACCCUCCCCUCCCCAGUGAGGGAUGUGUUAGACUCACAGAAAGGCACAAACAAAUACUUCACAAAGUUCAUGGGCAGUUUGAUGAAACUAUUCAGUACUGACCGGCAACUCCUGGACGAUCGUGGACCGUUCAUUAUUAGACAAUUGUCCCUGUUGCUGAACGCUGAGGAUAUAUUCCGGUCUAUGUCUGAGAUUCUAGUUCAUGAGAGAGAUCUGCAGUUUGCUUGUACCAUGGUACAGACGCUAAACCUUAUCCUCCUCACCUCUACAGAACUGUUUGAGCUCCGCAACCAGCUCAAAGAUCUCAAAACUAAGGAGAGCUGUUCGUUGUUCUGCUGUCUGUACAGGUCCUGGUGUCACAGCCCAGUGGCCACCGUCUCUCUCUGUUACCUCACACAGAACUACAAACAUGCCUGUGAUCUUACCCAGACAUUCGGUAGUUUGGAACUGACCGUGGAUUUCCUGAAGGAGAUUGAUAAACUUGUGCAAUUGAUAGAGUCACCCAUAUUUGCCUAUUUAAGGUUACAGUUAUUAGAUAUUCAGCAUAACCAGUAUCUGCUGAAGAGUUUAUACGGACUGCUUAUGUUACUGCCUCAGUCAGAAGCCUUCAAGAUGCUGCGCUACAGGCUGGAAUGUGUUCCACACUUCCAUCUGGCUGCUCCCUCAGAAAAACCUAAGUCUUUGGCCCCUGAAAAACGCCCCCUUGUGAGCAAAAUCAACUUUGACGAACUCUUAGCGCACUUCCUACAAGUACAAGAGCAACAUCGAGGAGCCAAGCGUCGAAACGCCAAAUCAUCACGGAGCAGGGAGGACAAUUAACUGUAAUGCUGAAGUCUGGGACAUUUAAGUCUAUGCUAUUAGUUAUUUGCUCCUGUAUAACACUGACAUCUGGGACAUCUAAAUCUACACAGUCAGCUAUUCAUACCUGUAUAACACUGUCAUUUGGGACAUAUAAGUCCACACUGUCAGUUAUUCACACCUGUGUUUAUGUAUGUAUGUGUCCCGUUAAUGGUUGUAUGUAUUGAGAUUUACCUGUCAUUUAACAGAUACCUCAGUGUAGACCAAAACAUUAUAUACAGACUAAAGCAGUACAUAUUGUAACCCAGCUGUGAAAAGUGAUCUUGGGCUGAUUUUCCACGAAAAUCAGUCAUUUUUCACUUCAAAACACAGGUGUACAGCUCAUUUUUAGGACCAAGAAGUUACCAUUUAGACCACCUUAUAAAUGUCAUCUAAAGACAAAUUCAUAAAAAAUUUCAGCUUACAGUACCAAAAACUAAGCACUGUCAUGAGAGUUUAGAGUUUUGGAAAUUACUUUGUUUAAUCGGCCCCUUCACUCCAGUUCAGGCCGAGUCAUCUGCAGCUUCCUGUCAAAGAGGUCUGUCAACCAAGGCAGUAAUGUUUCUCGAAGUUCUGCCCAGUUUACUGUGUAAAAUGCUCAGCUGUGAGUCAUCUGCGGCUUUGAAUCAAGAAUGUCUUUGAACCAAGGCAAGUGGGGCUCUCAAAGUUUGCCCAGUUUGCUGUGUGAAAUGAUCAACA